Elaeis guineensis (African oil palm) is the source of this 1547-nucleotide messenger RNA. Its product is annotated as protein WALLS ARE THIN 1. Gene Ontology annotation, molecular function: transmembrane transporter activity. NCBI's taxonomy places the organism in Eukaryota, Viridiplantae, Streptophyta, Magnoliopsida, Arecales, Arecaceae. Gene Ontology annotation, cellular component: membrane. The record is from RefSeq and is a predicted model, not a curated record.
CUCACUUCUCUACCAUCUUCCUUCCCCCCAUCCUCAUUCUAAUUUUCUAUCUCUCAUCUGUGUCCCUAGUCACCUGAGGUGGUGGUGGUGGAGAGAUGGCGGACGAUGCGGGGAAGAGUAUAUGCGGCGUGCCGGAGAGGGUGCAGCUGCAUGUGGCCAUGCUGGCCCUGCAGUUUGGGUACGCCGGGUUUCAUGUCGUCUCCCGGGCGGCCCUUAACAUGGGGAUCAGCAAGGUGGUGUUCCCUGUCUAUAGGAACAUCAUCGCUUUGAUCCUCCUCGUGCCUUUCGCCUACUUCCUCGAGAAGAAAGACAGGCCAGCCAUGACGCUCUCCUUCCUCGUUCAAUUCUUCCUCCUCGCCUUGUGUGGUAUAACUGCAAACCAGGGUUUCUACCUGCUAGGCCUCGACAACACCUCUCCUACGUUCGCCUCCGCCAUCCAAAACUCCGUCCCGGCCAUCACCUUCCUCAUGGCCGUCCUCCUCAGGAUAGAGAAGGUCCGAAUCGACCGAAAGGACGGGAUUGCAAAGGUGGCGGGCACGCUAGCCUGCGUCGCGGGCGCAUCGGUCAUCACCCUCUACAAGGGUCCGACCAUCUUCUCCCAGUCUCAUGCCCUGAACCAACCUAGCCUUCGCUCCCCACCGGCAAUGCUGUGGCUGGGUGACGCCGAGGGGAAGAACUGGACGCUGGGUUGCGUAUACCUCAUCGGACACUGCCUGUCGUGGUCCGGGUGGUUGGUUCUCCAGGCGCCGGUGCUGAAGAAGUACCCGGCGAGGCUGUCGGUGACCUCGUACACUUGCUUCUUCGGCGUGAUCCAGUUCUUGGUCAUCGCAGCCUUCAUCGAGAGGGAUUCCGAGGCCUGGAUCUUCCACUCCGGCACCGAGCUCUUCACCAUCCUCUACGCGGGAUUCAUUGCUUCAGGUGUUGCCUUUGCUGUUCAAAUAUGGUGCAUUGACAGGGGUGGUCCUGUCUUCGUGGCUGUCUACCAACCGGUCCAGACACUUGUGGUUGCUAUCAUGGCUUCGAUUGCUUUGGGCGAACAAUUCUACCUUGGAGGGAUCAUUGGUGCAAUAUUGAUCAUAGCUGGACUAUAUCUGGUCUUGUGGGGAAAGAGUGAGGAGAGAGCAUUUGCUGCAAAAGAGGCCGCAGUCAUGGUUUCUUCCACUGCUGAAAAUGAUGGACUGAGACCAACAACUCCCUUCAAGGCUUCUUCCAUUACUCAGCCCCUAUUGCCCUCGUUGCCAUCAGAAAAUGUGUAACAGAAAUCCCCUGGAACAACUAUGGACUAAUCUUUAUGUUAUGCUGUCAAGAAGGAAAGAACAGUGUGUGGUCGAGAACAAAGGGUUAGAUAUGUUCACUCAAAUUGAAUAGGCUAUAUUACUUGGGUUGAUAGGGGAGUGAUCGGUGAGUAAAGCUGCUUGUGUUACUACUUUGUUGAAAAAAUCUAAGAGGUUUGGCUUGUUUGCUAUUGUCCUUUCCUUCAAUUGCUUGAACGUUGUAGACUUGAAGAAGAGAAUCAAAUCAUCUAUUUUGUCUCUUAGCCUGGUAAA